Nematostella vectensis (starlet sea anemone) is the source of this 1599-nucleotide messenger RNA. RefSeq lists its product as uncharacterized. The record is from RefSeq and is a predicted model, not a curated record. Lineage: Eukaryota; Metazoa; Cnidaria; Anthozoa; Actiniaria; Edwardsiidae. The transcript is spliced from 3 exons. The coding region runs from base 569 to 976 and encodes 135 amino acids.
AGGGCGCGAUUAGCUGCCUUGGAGACAUUGAACCGACCGAUAGCACGAAAAACAACGAAUGCUAACAAACACCCUGACAUGGAAGCAUCGUGAAUGCUACGAUGUUUGGUGUGCAAGCGAGAAUGGUGUGAGGAGACUGCUAUAGCUGGUGGGUUUCUGGUACUAGACAAAAAGAGCCGAAUCUGAGCGACAAAUUAUUGUGUACAUUAUACAACCACACAGGACGUGUCGGGUUACAACUCGCAGAAUAAAUAUUCGAAGGAAACUGAGCAAGGGCGCGUGGUGUAGAGCCAGCGUCGCCUUCGCCGCACACCGAGUACCUUAUACGAUUCCCAACAUGUUAGAAUGUCAGUGAGAGUUAUGGUGCCAAGGAAAAAUACGCGCCUCUCGGAUAACGCAGCACAGAAGCCGUAGAAGCUCACUAGCUCGAACACGUCUGGUCAGACUUCUGGCUCAUCAAAUAUCGUGUUGAAAUCCUGUGGUGUUUAAGAUCUCAUUGUCCACGGGGCUGUUAUAGAUCGUUAUAGGUUCGCGUAACAAGAGAGCAAAGAUAGCACGAAACACUGCCAUGCGCAUAAGAUCGGUGCUCUUAAAGCAAGCGUUCCUGUUUUUCUGGUGUGAUAUCGCUCUUGCGGGCGCUUCUCAUUUCAAUGCGCCUAGCGAGACACUUCAGAACAUUACCAUGAAGGGAAACACGAUAAUUAAUCCGACGUCGCCAAGCGUGCCGACCAAGUCCAGCACUGCGCUUUACACAGGCAUGGCGGUCGGCGGGAGUGUACUACUUAUAGUAUUCAUGGCUGUGAUCUGGGGACUCUAUGUGAAGCAGAAGCGGCGGAGGGCGCAGAUCCAGCCACGGAACAACAGUAGUGACAAUAGUUACCCAUACUAUCUCGAACAGCGAGGAUGGCAACAGUUCCGACAGCCUUUGAGUUCAGGAAUCACUGAAAGGACAGAGAAAUCAAGUGGAUCAGUAUGACUACCUCGAUAACCCGGGCAAAUGAUAUUUUGACGUGACAUUUUGUGUGAAAUAGACUGCACAUUAACCCAUUGAAAAGGAAUGCUAGAGAAAUUGAUCAUUUAAAGAACAGAGAGAGCUGAUCAGAAUAUCCUCGUUUUUCUGGGCACGAGUAUUCAUACAACAUUAUUUAAUGUUACAGACACAAGCUCCAGACCUGUUUAAAGUGAACGCUUGAGUAUGUAAGUCACUAAGGACAGAUUAUAGGGCAAAAGGGUAAAACCUCGAUAUCCCGGACAAUAGUAGGUUAUCAAGUGACGACAUGUCACUUUUUACAUUGUCACACUUGAUACUAGUCAAUGUUACAUUGACUAGAGUAAAACCUGUGCACAUUAGAGUGAACAUUAGAGAGUAAACAAGCUAGCAUGGCAUUUAACGCUAGGGUGAAAAGCUACAACGAUGAGAUAAUUAAUAGUUAUAUUUUCCAACUAUCAUUAUUCAAAUAAGGCAACUACGAUGAAAGCCAAUGAGUCAGCUAGCGCGGCAUAUAAUGUUUCUAAACGCUAGGCUGAAAAGCUAUAAUAAUAUGAGAUACUAUGAGUAAUAAUCUUUAUUGAAAGAAAUCGCUUGUUUUUUACUUCUUA